This is a messenger RNA of Populus euphratica (Euphrates poplar), 1189 nucleotides long. RefSeq names its product E3 ubiquitin ligase BIG BROTHER-like. The coding region runs from base 277 to 1026 and encodes 249 amino acids. The record is from RefSeq and is a predicted model, not a curated record. Gene Ontology annotation, biological process: negative regulation of organ growth; floral organ development; protein ubiquitination. Gene Ontology annotation, molecular function: ubiquitin-protein transferase activity; ubiquitin conjugating enzyme binding. The transcript has 9 exons. NCBI's taxonomy places the organism in Eukaryota, Viridiplantae, Streptophyta, Magnoliopsida, Malpighiales, Salicaceae.
AUCAGAUUCUCUAUCUCUUUCUUUAUUGCUGAUAAUAUAUAUAUAAAUAGAGAGAGGUAUAUAUUCUUGUCUUCAUGACCUGAUCCAUUUGUUUCACAUUCCUCUCGCACAUUUUCUUGGAUUCUUCAAUUCUUGAGUAAUCAGGGUUGUGAGAUGGUUAGAAAGUGAUUAGAGGACAGUUUAUUGAUGCAAAAGUUUUGGUUUUGAGAGUGAAAGUUCCAAGUUUGAAACCUUAGGAGAGCAGUGCUUAUUUGUGUGACAGAUUAGUGGUUUGAAAUGAAUUGGAAUACACUCAUGGAUGGUCAUUACAUGAAUGCUAGCUACCCAUAUAAUUCAGCUGGAAGUUUUAUUGAAUAUUUCGAAGGUCUCACGUAUGACCAUGUGAAUUUCAUUUUCAAUGGAGCUUCCCAUGUUCAGGAUAGUGUAUACCCCUCGAUGAAUGCAAAUUUCUACAAGUUUGGCUUAUCCCCACCAGGGAGCGCUUCAUAUUAUGACCCUGCUUAUGUCUAUGAGGUCCACAAUCAUGGACUACGAAAUGAAGAAUAUAGAAGGUCGCCUUUGGAGAAUUCUUCUACAGCGACUAAUGAACGGACUUCUAGAGUAAAUGCUGAACGGGAAGUAAAUGAAAACAGGUCUUCUCAUGAUGACCCUGUAGAAUGUUUGCGCAGACAUCAUAAUGUUCAGGAUUAUCAGGCUAUUUGGCAAGACCAUGUUGAUCCUGACAAUAUGACUUACGAGGAAUUACUUGAAUUAGGCGAGACAGUUGGAACUCAAAAUCGAGGUCUUUCUCAAGAACAAAUUUCUCUGCUUCCAACCUCAAAAUACAAGCGCAGCUUCUUCUCAAGGAGGAAAUCAAGAAGUGAGAGGUGUGUCAUUUGCCAAAUGGAAUAUAAGCGAGGUGAUCGUCAGAUCACUCUACCAUGCAAACAUAUUUAUCAUGCUGGUUGCGGGACCAGAUGGCUUAGCAUCAAUAAGGCCUGCCCCAUCUGCUACUCAGAGGUUUUUGGUGAUGCGUCAAAACAUUAAGGUAUAAUGACUGAUGGACAUAAAGAAGGAAACUCUCUCAUUUUUCCUUGUUUCUCGAGUUUGGCUAUUUUUCUUGCUCACACAGUUGUCUGUAUCAAUUUUUCAUUUCCUAUAGGAAGGAAUGAUAUUAGUUUUGUAAUAAAUCAGAUUAUAAACUUUACAC